CGAGCCGCACUGGGCAUGCUCGGCACCGGCCAGCUCUGGCUGCUGUAGGUGGGAAGCGCCGCACUCCCCGCCGCCCGCAGCGCAGCCGGCUUCGCUGCUGGGCACCCGCGGAGGCGGCGGGCCCGCAGUUGGUGCUGUCGGGCGUCGGGUGCAGAGCGCGGCGAAGCGGCAGUUCUCAGACUGGCCAUGGCAAGGGGCGCACGGUGGCCACCUGAGUGGCGCGGAGGCGUCAGGUUCUUAAUCAAGAACCAGCUCUAUGGAUCCAGGACAGGUUUGUCCCAUGGCCGGCUCUGAACAGCGCAUUGUCCAAUAGAAGACCCCACUGGCAAACCAUCUCUGUUGCCUUACAGAGCAAGCAAAGGAGAUGGAUCGAUUGAAGAGCCAUCUGCCUGUGUGCUUUUUACCUUCUGUGCCCUUUUUAAUUCUAGUAUCCACUCUGGCGACUGCUAAGAGUGUGACUAACAGCACUUUAAAUGGCACUGACGUGGUCUUGGGCUCUGUGCCCGUAAUCGUUGCCAGGACUGACCAUAUCAUAGUCAAGGAAGGGAACAGUGCCUUGAUUAAUUGUAGUGUUUAUGGCAUCCCCAAUCCACAGUUCAAGUGGUAUAAUUCCAUUGGCAAGCUACUGAAAGAAGACGAGGAUGAGGCAAGAGGAAAAUGGCAGAUGCACGAGAGUGGCCUCCUCAACAUCACUAAGGUGUCCUUUUCAGACCGAGGUAAAUAUACGUGUGUGGCUUCUAAUGUCUAUGGCACCGUGAAUAACACGGUGACCCUGCGCGUCAUCUUCACCUCUGGAGACAUGGGCGUCUACUACAUGGUGGUCUGCCUCGUGGCCUUCACUGUGGUCAUGGUUCUCAACAUUACCCGCCUGUGCAUGAUGAGCAGCCACCUGAAGAAGACGGAGAAAGCCAUCAAUGAGUUCUUUCGGACAGAAGGUGCAGAGAAGCUGCAGAAGGCCUUCGAGAUCGCCAAACGGAUCCCCAUCAUCACCUCGGCCAAAACUCUGGAGCUUGCCAAAGUCACCCAGUUCAAAACCAUGGAGUUCGCCCGCUACAUCGAGGAGCUGGCCAGGAGCGUGCCUCUGCCUCCUCUCAUUAUGAACUGCAGGACGAUCAUGGAGGAGAUCAUGGAAGUGGUCAGGCUGGAGGAGCAGGGGCAGAAUUUUGUCCGGCAUACUCCCGAGGGCCAGGAGACCACCGACAGGGACCGUGAGGUCUACACCAUCCCCAGUUCUCUGAAGCGAAGCGACUCCCCCACUGCUGACUCAGACGCCUCCUCACUGCAUGAACAGCCUCAGCAGAUUGCCAUCAAGGUGUCCGUUCAUCCACAGGCCAAGAAAGACCACGUGGAUGACCAAGACGGGGUACAGUUUGAAGUCAAAGAUGAAGAGGAGACAGAGCCGUCGGCUGAACAUUCCCCAGAAACUGCAGAGCCUUCUACGGAUGUCACGUCCACGGAGCUCACGUCUGAAGAGCCCACGCCCUUUGAGGAAUCAGAUCGAGCCCUGCCGCCGGCUCACAUGGAAAGUACAGAGCUGGCAGCGGUACAGGACAGGAACACCUGCAUUAUUUAUGAAAGCCAUGUCUAAUAUCAACUCCGAAAAGCUAUGCAUAUCAAGAAAAUCAGGGGCUGCUCCUGUAGUCCAGAUGUAGUUACGCACUUGCCGCUAAGCCUUACCAGGAGACUCUCAUCCCUUAGGUAGGAGUGAUGCCAUUUUAGAAGGGGAAACACCUGCGUGCAGUUCAUGUGACUGGAAUUUCCCCAGGAGAAAUGGACAUGGGGAACAUCAGGGUGCAGGAUUGAUACUAUUGGGCAGAAGGUGUCUGUCCAUGUGAUGCGAAUUUUAGAGCCUAUUCUCUGCCAAAUAACCUUAACUGGUGAUGCCCUUUUGGCAAAGAGUACACUACUGUAACGUAAAUUCUGAGUUCGAGCUCUGUCCAAUGCAUACUGCAUUGCUUUUCCUUUAAAAAAUUAUAGGUCUGCUACAAUAGCAAAUGCACGUACAUGGGUUUGUUGCACUUUCUUCUCAGUUUGUAUUCCUUUCCCUGUUCCUUUAUGAUGGAGUAGUUGUUGUUAUAUUAAUACUGAUUGCUCUUUCUAGUUUUGUCCUCUUUGCCACUUUGUCCUUAUUUUCCCCUAGAGCAUUUACCUCGGAGGCUUUGGUAUCUGUCCCAGGUACCAGGGCUGAUAAUCUACAAGUCAUUUGUAGUGUUCCAAAGUAGUUACUAGGCUCCUUAUUUUUGUCGUUUCCCAGGACCAUUUUCAUACAUUGAUUUUUUUGUUUCCAAUGAAGCUGCUGUUGUGAAACUGAGAAAAACUUUGCCCAGGAAUAGCACUUUAAUAGCCAAAUAAAAAUAUGUUUACCUGUCUAACUCUGAGCGCCUUUUGGUAAGCUCAACUGACGUAUCGGGAGACAUUGUCAAAGGUUAAAUAUACCCAUCUUACCCAUGAAAACUGCUGUUUUUAUGUUUAAGUAACAUCAUCCUCCAAGCAAAGACUGACUAUCUGGAAAAUUUACUGCUUUCAAAGACAGAGGCAUUUGAUAAAUCCCUGUAGGCUGUAGAAUAUUGGCUUUCUUAGAAGGGCUUGCAGGGACCAUGUGCCAUCAGGUGACUCAAACCCUUGAUUUGGGACAGCAAAUAUAAGGAUCUGUAAAGUCAUGUAACUAGUUCCACUUAAAAACUGCAAUGGCUAACUUGUUGGUCCUUGAAGGGGGAGUGAAAGCCUAGGAUGAUAAUAUAGGGACCUGUACCAUCAAAUUUCAUUCCAAAAUUAACUGAAUUAUUUUUCAGUUUCACACACAAAAAAAGCAGUUAUAUGCAAGGCAGAAUGAUGUUAUGGGCAAAAGACAAAACUAGCCAUCCAAAGGCCAACACCUUACCUGACUAUGCCAGUACCAGCUGCCUGGCUUAUCUGUCAGAGGGGGAGGACUAGAUGAGCUCUGAGAGCCAUUAUCCUCCUUGCUCUUUUUCACAAUUACUUUAAAGAUUUACACUUCUAUCUCUGGAUUCACCUAACAUUUUUUAUGCUGCAUUGCUUACUCAAAUAAAGAGGAUCUGUUUAGAAAAAUCAUAGCAUCUUAGCAAGUUGUGGAUCUUCUCCCUCAUAAAAAAAAUUAUUUGGACCACUUCCACAGUUUAGAUUUAAUCGUAGUGAGAAUAAGUAGUUUUAUUUCAUUUGCACUUAGCAGCAAGGGAGACACUAACUUUAAAUACUUAUAAGGGCAUGGCCACAUAAGGUGUUGGGGUCACGCCACUGGAGGUUAUGUGGGCCACACUGGUAAUGAGAGAGCAGACCCAGAUGAUCAGUCUCACUCUGUCACUCUCUGGAUAGUUGACCUUUGACAACUCCCCCAUUCAGGGGUUUAAUCUUUAUUCCUCUGCAAAAUACGGGGGUUGUACCUGAGGGGUCACAAGACCCCUUCUAGCCCAGACAUUUAUAGUUUUACAGAAAGUUUGUAAUCUCCCAUGAUGGCCCCCACUGCAAGAGACAAGCAACAUUGGGAGCAAAAAUGGGUACAUGAGAUUGGAUGCUUUUGCUGUCUAAACUUUACAGCAAAUGUAUCUGGCUCUAUAGCUGAGGGUAGUGGGUUUGGCUUUAGAAAUGGCCUUGAUGGGCUUCUUUAAUCAUAGAUAACUUGUGUGGAAGGCAAUCUGAAAGACAAAGUUUGAUUAGACAUCUCUUGAUCGGGAAUGAACUGUUGUCAUCUAUCUAGAAGUGACUUGGGUGGUCAUCACAUAAAGGAAUUAGUAAUGAGCAAUCAAGAGAAACUAUGACUUCUGUUUGAGCUCUCUGGGCUGGGAUUUUAUAUAUUGGGGUUUCAGAAAAAUUUUAUCUCCGACUCUUAGAAUAUAAAUAUUUUCCACUUGUUAUGGAGGUCAACAAAUUCUUACCAUGGGUCUACAUGCCCAAAGCAACAACAGAGACUUAAGCUCAUUUUGUGAUAUUGUGUGAAAUUUUUGCCAUUCUAUUGUUUUAUUCUACUCAAACCCAUGUGCAGAUUUCCACAUGAAAAUGAUAGAAGACACCUAUUCCAUCUAGACGUCGAUUAGGGGUAAAAAGUUUAAAAUGGGCAGGUUUUUUAUGAAGCAAGAGCAGAAAUGUGUGACCAAAGAAUAGUGCCAUUUUGGUUUUAGCUUCUUUAGACUGGAGAGAUUAUAUAGAUUUUUCAAAACUUUCCCCCUCUUUGAAACAUCAAAAAGCUCUUGAUAGAAUAAUAGCCAAGCUAAAAGGAGAUUUGCUUACAGUGGAGAUUUCUUCUUCCAGAAAUCCUACACUCUUCCUAUCCAUCCUAACAGCUUCUUUACAAAGUGAGAAAGGCCCUCCUGCUAGAACCUGAAAUGUAGAAGACCUUGUGACUUUCAAUUGAUUUUCAAAGAUAAAUUAAACUGUUCAGCUUCACAGAAAUUCAUAGAAGUAUGGCUGUCUGUGUGUAUAUGUGUGCAAACAUGCAUGUCAGACUCAUUUGGACAGUUUUUAAAGCUAAAGACUAAAUCCCACACCAUGUCCUUUGGGUCUUAUGUAGUUAUUCUCAAAAUCAAACAAUUUCUACUUCUGUGUCAUCUGGUCAUAUCUCUAGCAAUUUUUUUCUUGAAAUUCUGAAAAUGAUUCAGAUAUGUGUGCAUAUUUAAUUCACUUAUGUGAUCUGUAAACUUGGAUGGUAUUUAUUCAAAAUGACAAAAAAAAAUUUAUACUGAAAAUCUAUGUAAUUUAUAAUGGUUUUGUUUAAUAUAUUAUAUUUUCAUAUCUUUAGGGCACAUCUAUUCUCAUCUCUUUGUAUAUCAUACUUGGCAAAAAGAAAUACUAAUACUUGACUAAAAUCUCUAGGAACCAAAUGUGAUACAUAGCAUAUAGAAAUCAUUCUAAAAAUAUCUGAUUGUUCUCACCUGUCCCAAGCAUGAUUGUGCCAUGUCAUUACAUCCAGAAUGAUUUGUCUCAGAUGAUUUCCUGUUUUCAAAACUAAGGCUAAGAGGCCUGACAACUCUCACAAUGGAUUUUGGACUCCCCUUCCCUUCUUUUUCUUUUUUUACUGUUCGCUUCCUUUUUAAUUGUCUAUGUUGUUUAAGCUUCCCUUGAAAGGGCAAGUGUGAGAUAAGAAAGCGACUUGAUGGAAAGACUGAAUUGAACUAUGGCUAUGUAAAUUAUUUAAUGGACUGAUAAUAUGAUUUAAAUCUAAUGCUUGGAUUGUUAUUUAUUGGUGAUCUAGGAUCUGCUCACUUCUCUAGCACACGAAGAAAAUGUGAGGCACAAAGAAUAUUUGCAUGUUUUGUACAGGCACACUCUCAGCGUAGUGCAGCCAACAUGAAUCAGCUUAACUGUAAAAACACCAAUCCCAACCACUGGAAGAAGUGUUUUAGAAAUACACAUCAGACACCUCUUAUACGCAGAUUGAAAUACAGUGUUGUAUCAGUGCUGAAACUCUUCGAUGGCAGCCUCUAUGAUUCUGUAAUGGGGGUUUCCUCUCAGUGUUUGAUUUGGUAAGGAAAUGGAGCAUUUAACUUAUCUUCCAGAUACUCAUUUAAUACUCAGCACAGUUCAACUACUACCCUGUACCUAUCUUCACAUAUCCUUUUGACAGUCCCUUAAGAUUAUUAUCCCUGUUUAUAUUCUUGCUUUUUAAACUAAUUUGUUGGUACUCUUUAAAUAUCUACUAAAUCUCAUUGUAUAUUCUCACACAUAUUUUGAGCACCUGAUAUCUUCAAGAUAUGAGUCAUUUUUACAUUCAUCUAUUCAUUUAAAACUCAGUAGAUAAAGUUGAUUUUCCUAAUGACUUUUUUAGGGUUUCUACAGUGAUUAAUGAGGUUUGGAUUAAAUAAAUCAUUGGUGGAGGGGGUUAGUCGGAUAAAACAGAGUUGCUUAUCAUGUUUUUCAAAGGACUGAGUGUUUGUCUGUUAUACAAGAAAAUGUCAUAUGAGGGUGAUAAUGAUCUUUGAGAUUCCUUAGAGAUGUCAUUUUUAAGGAGGCUGAUACCUAGACUACCACAAUCAAGACUGAAGCUCUUAGAGAAUGUAAAAAUAGAAAGCAAAUAGUUCUAAGAAUAUUUUGGCAAAAAUUAUUUUCAUUUAACCAGUAACAAAAGUCUUGAAAUGUAUCUUUCAGACACUAUAGAGCUGUCUACCGUGAGUUUGGAUCAAAGAAGAUGCUUAUAUUUAUGGUUGGUUUGCUGUAUAUCGAGUUCUGGAUGGCCUUUGUUAAAAUUGGAAAAUAAGAUAAAAAAAAUUUAUCAGGGCGGAAAUGUCAAACUGGUGAUUUUUGUGAACUAUAAGUGUUCACUUUUUAAAAAUAAUUUAAAGGUGGAAACAAAUGACUAAUAUUUAAGUUGAUGUUAUAGUAGAAAAAAAUCAUGUGAUCCAUCCUGUAUUUUGAUUGUUGCUUUAAUAAAGGGGUUGCACAGGUGUGCAGACUGUGUGUCGUA
Messenger RNA from Hipposideros armiger (great roundleaf bat), 6415 nucleotides. It is a transcript of the gene MFAP3L, whose product is annotated as microfibril associated protein 3 like. The transcript has 3 exons. Bases 365 to 1588 code for a protein of 407 amino acids. NCBI's taxonomy places the organism in Eukaryota, Metazoa, Chordata, Mammalia, Chiroptera, Hipposideridae. The record is from RefSeq and is a predicted model, not a curated record.